AGUCCGCGCCAAACAUCCGUUCAAAUCGAAACUUCACUGUCAAAAAAAAAAUCCUCAGUUUUCACGAGUUUUACAAUAAAAUUUUUUGAUAAAUCAAAAUGGUGAACGUACCCGCGAUCGGUAUCGAUUUGGGUACGACGUAUUCUUGCGUCGGGGUAUGGCAAGGAGCCAAAGUGGAAAUAAUAGCGAACGAUCAAGGAAAUAGAACAACUCCUAGCUACGUAGCCUUUACGGAUACCGAAAGAUUAAUCGGAGACGCCGCGAAAAAUCAAGUGGCUAUGAAUCCCAACAAUACGGUAUUCGACGCUAAAAGAUUGAUCGGAAGGAAAUACGACGAUCCUAAAAUACAACAAGAUCUGAAGCAUUGGCCGUUCAAAGUUGUAAACGACAACGGAAAACCGAAAAUACAAGUCGAAUUCAAAGGGGAAAUGAAACGAUUCGCUCCGGAAGAAAUCAGCUCCAUGGUUUUGACGAAAAUGAAGGAAACGGCCGCCGCUUAUUUAGGAAGAGAUAUAAGGGACGCCGUUAUAACGGUGCCGGCAUAUUUUAACGAUUCCCAAAGACAAGCCACCAAAGACGCCGGCACCAUCGCAGGUCUAAAUGUUAUGAGAAUCAUAAACGAACCAACCGCGGCCGCUUUAGCCUACGGUCUGGAUAAAAAUCUAAAGGGAGAAAAAAACGUGCUGAUAUUCGACUUGGGAGGCGGUACUUUCGACGUUUCCAUCUUAACCAUAGACGAAGGAUCUUUGUUUGAGGUUAAAUCCACCGCGGGAGAUACCCAUUUGGGCGGCGAGGACUUCGACAAUCGGUUAGUGAAUUUUUUCGUGGACGAAUUCAAGAGAAAAUACCAAAAGGAUUUAUCGAAAAGCGCCCGGGCUUUGAGACGACUUCGAACUGCUGCAGAAAGGGCGAAAAGAACCCUUAGUUCGAGUACGGAAGCUUCUCUAGAGAUAGACGCCCUCUACGAAGGCAUCGACUUUUAUUCGAAAAUAUCACGAGCUCGAUUCGAAGAAUUAAAUUCGGAUUUGUUCCGAAACACUCUGGAGCCAGUGGAAAAGGCGCUCAAAGAUGCGAACAUGUCGAAGAAUCGAAUAAACGACGUGGUUCUAGUAGGCGGUUCGACUCGCAUUCCCAAAAUACAAUCUCUCCUUCAGAAUUACUUCGAGGGUAAAAUUUUGAAUUUGAGUAUAAAUCCGGACGAAGCCGUCGCUUACGGAGCCGCCGUACAAGCCGCUAUAUUGAGCGGAGACACCAGUUCUAAGAUACAGGACGUGUUGCUGGUCGACGUGACUCCUUUGUCUUUGGGUAUCGAAACCGCCGGAGGAGUCAUGUCGAAAAUAAUCGAAAGAAACGCCAGGAUACCGUGCAAGCAAACGCAGACGUUUACCACUUAUUCCGACGAUCAACCGGCGGUGACUAUACAAGUUUUCGAAGGAGAAAGGGCGUUAACUAAAGAUAAUAAUUUGUUGGGUACUUUCGAUUUAACCGGUAUUCCCCCGGCACCGAGAGGCGUUCCUAAAAUCGACGUAACUUUCGAUCUCGACGCCAACGGCAUCUUGAACGUAUCCGCUUCCGAAACUAGCACCGGGAAAUCGAAAAGAAUCACCAUAAAAAACGACAAGGGUCGUUUAUCUCAAAGGGACAUAGAGAGGAUGCUUAACGAAGCGGAGAAAUACAGGGAAGAAGAUAAUCGACAGAGGGAACGAAUAGGAGCCAGGAACAAUUUGGAAAGUUACGUUUUUAACGUUAAACAGGCAUUAAAAGACGCGGGUAAUAAAUUGAGCGACGAGGAGAAGGGGAAAGUAAGAAACGAGUGCGAUAAUUGCGUGCGCUGGUUGGACGGUAACCAAAUGGCGGAAAAAGACGAAUACGAAUUUAAAUUGAAGGAAUUGACUCGAGUAUGCGGACCUUUUAUGACGAAAUUACAUCGCGGAAAUUCGGGAAAUUACGGCACUUCGAGCGGAGAUCAAGAUGGUCCCACUAUCGAAGAAGUCGAUUAGAAAACGUGGAAAAUCAUUUCGAUCCAAAAAUUUUUAGUCUAAAAAGUUUCUGCAUCUCAUUUAAUAAAGCUAGUUGAGAAAAUAUA
Messenger RNA from Diorhabda sublineata, 2086 nucleotides. RefSeq names its product heat shock protein 68-like. The transcript has 5 exons. Lineage: Eukaryota; Metazoa; Arthropoda; Insecta; Coleoptera; Chrysomelidae. Gene Ontology annotation, cellular component: cytoplasm. Gene Ontology annotation, molecular function: heat shock protein binding; ATP binding; ATP-dependent protein folding chaperone. The record is from RefSeq and is a predicted model, not a curated record. Gene Ontology annotation, biological process: cellular response to unfolded protein; protein refolding. Bases 99 to 2000 code for a protein of 633 amino acids.